Molecule: messenger RNA, 9890 nt
Organism: Dromaius novaehollandiae (emu)
Lineage: Eukaryota; Metazoa; Chordata; Aves; Casuariiformes; Dromaiidae
Gene: PRDM16
Product: PR/SET domain 16
Exons: 17
Coding region: 138-3938 (1266 amino acids)
Molecular function (GO): histone H3K9 methyltransferase activity; protein binding; transcription coregulator activity
Source: RefSeq, a predicted model, not a curated record
GCCCUGGUGAGGGUGUCAGAUUGAAUGCUCUGUGCGCAUGUGCGAAGGUGUCCAAACUGACAAUGCUCGGGAGAUGAAGAUAGUGUGUAGCUGCUUCUGGGCUCAAGGAGGAGGAGAGGAAUCCGCAAGCCGACACGAUGAGAUCCAAGGCGAGGGCGAGAAAACUGCCCAAAAGUGACAGCGAGAUUGUAAAUAAUAUGUACGAGACCGACCCUGAUCUCCUUGCUGGCGAAAGUGCAGAGGAGGAAACAGAGGACAGUAUUAUGUCCCCCAUCCCCGUCGGACCUCCAUCACCCUUUCCCACCAGUGAGGACUUCACUCCCAAGGAGGGCUCACCGUAUGAAGCUCCUGUCUACAUUCCUGAUGACAUUCCAAUCCCACCAGAUUUUGAACUCAGAGAAUCUUCGAUUCCAGGGGCAGGGCUAGGGAUUUGGGCCAAAAAGAAGAUUGAAGUUGGGGAAAGAUUUGGACCUUGUAUGACAGUACAGAGGAGCACGUUAAAGGAAACAAACUUCGGAUGGGAGCAAAUGCUGACUGAUCCUGAGGUGACUUCCCAAGAGGGCAAUAUUAAAAAGAUUGCUGAUGACCUGGGAAAUGAGAAAUUCUGUGUUGAUGCUAGCCAGAGUGGAGCUGGGAACUGGCUGAAAUACAUCCGUGUGGCCUGUUCCUGUGACGAACAGAAUCUAGCUGUGUGUCACGUUAAUGACCAGAUCUAUUAUAAAGUUGUUAAAGAGAUUGAGCCAGGAGAAGAGCUCUUGGCGUACAUGAAGGACGGCGGCUAUUCGCUCGGGAACAUGGCGCCCAGCGUGGAAGAAGAGCACACGUUUCGCUGCGAGGACUGCGACGAGCUCUUCCAGUCCAAGCUCGACCUGCGGCGACACAAGAAGUACGCCUGCAGCUCGGUGGGCUCGCUCUACGAGACGCUCAACGAGGAGAUCAAGCAGGAGGGUCUUGGAGAUGGACAGGUCUAUGAGUGCAAAGACUGUGAGAGGAUGUUCCCCAACAAAUACAGCCUGGAGCAGCACAUGGUGAUCCACACCGAGGAGCGGGAGUACAAGUGCGACCAGUGUCCCAAGGCCUUCAACUGGAAAUCGAACCUGAUCCGUCACCAGAUGUCUCACGACAGCGGGAAGCGAUUUGAAUGUGAAAACUGCGUUAAGGUGUUUACGGACCCCAGCAACCUCCAGCGGCACAUCCGUUCCCAGCACGUCGGCGCGCGAGCCCAUGCCUGCCCAGACUGCGGCAAAACCUUUGCCACCUCGUCUGGCCUCAAACAGCACAAGCACAUUCACAGUACUGUCAAACCUUUCAUAUGUGAGGUCUGUCACAAAUCCUACACGCAGUUCUCCAACCUCUGCCGUCACAAGCGGAUGCACGCGGACUGUCGCACUCAGAUCAAAUGCAAGGACUGUGGCCAGAUGUUCAGCACUACCUCUUCUCUCAACAAGCACCGGCGCUUCUGCGAGGGCAAGAACCAUUACAACCCGGGGGGAAUUUUUGCCCCUGGCCUACCCUUAACGCCCACUUCCAUGAUGGACAAAUCCAAGCCCUCUCCCAACCUCAAUCACGCCAGCCUGGGUUUUAAUGAUUAUUUUCCGUCCCGUCCACACCCUGGGGGUCUUCCAUUCACCCCUGCCCCCCCAGCGUUUCCUGCCCUCGCUCCAGGAUUCCCAGGGAUUUUCCCACCCUCUCUGUACCCCAGGCCCCCUUUGUUACCGCCCACGCAACUGCUCAAAAGUCCCCUCAACCACACUCCAGACGCGAAGCUUCCAAGCCCCCUGGGGAACCCGGCACUUCCUCUGAUUUCUGCGGUGAGCAACAGCAACCAGGCCACUUCAGGAGAGGAGAAAUGUGAAAGCAGCCUGGAGAACUCCUAUCUGGAGAAGCUAAAAGCCAGGAACAGUGACAUGUCAGAUGGCAGUGACUUUGAGGAUGUCAACACAACCACAGGCACAGAUCUGGAUACCACUACUGGCACCGGCUCUGACCUGGACAGUGACGCAGAGAGCGACAGGGACAAAACGAAAGAGAAAAGCAAACAGAUGGAGAGCAAGCCGGAUUUUGUCAGCAGUUCUGUGUCUGCAAGUUCCACUAACAGCACCAGCGAGAUCCCUCUCUUCUAUUCUCAGCACUCCUUCUUUCCUCCCCCAGAAGAGCACCUGCUACCGACCACAGGAGCAGCCAAUGACUCUAUUAAAGCUAUUGCCUCCAUUGCGGAGAAAUAUUUUGGGCCCGGCUUUAUGGGGAUGCAGGAGAAGAAGAUGGGUUCGCUCCCCUAUCAUUCCAUGUUCCCAUUUCAGUUCCUCCCCAAUUUUCCCCAUUCCCUCUAUCCGUUUACGGAGCGGACCCUCAAUCACAACUUGCUGGUCAAGGCCGAACCAAAGUCACCCAGGGACCUCCACAAAGUAGGCAGCACCAGCUCAGAGUCACCCUUCGAUCUCACCACAAAGCCAAAAGAGAUUAAGCCAAUCUUGCCACCACCUAAGGUCCUGCCAGCCCCAGCCUCAGGGGAAGAACAGCCACUGGAUCUAAGCAUCGGCAACCGCAUCCGAGCCAGUCAGAAUGGAGGAAGAGAGCCGCGGAAAAACCACAUUUACGGGGAAAGGAAACUAAUGGCCAGUGAAGUCCUACCCAAGAUGUCUCAGUCUCAGCUGCCUCAGCAACCGUCCCUGCAUUAUGCUAAGCCAUCACCCUUUUUCAUGGACCCCAUUUACAGCAGGGUGGAGAAGCGGAAGGUGACGGACCCUGUGGGUGCCCUCAAGGAGAAGUUCCUGCGACCCUCCCCGCUGCUCUUUCACCCCCAGAUGUCAGCCAUAGAAACGAUGACGGAGAAACUGGAGAGUUUUGCAGCCAUGAAGGCAGACACUGGCACGUCCCUGCAGCCCCUCCCGCAUCACCCUUUCAACUUCCGAUCCCCGCCGCCGACGCUCUCCGACCCCAUCCUGCGCAAGGGCAAGGAGCGCUACACCUGCAGGUACUGUGGUAAGAUCUUCCCGCGCUCAGCCAAUCUGACACGGCAUCUGCGGACACACACUGGAGAACAGCCCUACAGGUGUAAAUACUGUGACAGGUCAUUCAGCAUUUCCUCCAACCUCCAGCGGCAUGUUCGAAACAUCCAUAACAAGGAGAAGCCAUUUAAAUGUCACCUGUGUAACCGAUGCUUCGGGCAGCAGACCAACUUGGACCGACACCUUAAGAAACACGAACACGAGAACGUUCCAGUGAGCCAGCACUCUGGAGUCAUUACAAACCACCUUGGGACCAGUGCCUCUUCCCCAAACUCGGAAUCAGACAACCAUGCACUUUUAGAUGAAAAAGAGGAUUCGUAUUUCUCUGAAAUAAGAAAUUUUAUUGCAAAUAGUGAGAUGAAUCAAGCAUCAACUUUAGCAGAUAAAAGGCCAGAAAUCCCGGAUAUUGAUGGCAAUUCCCAGUGUCAUGGAUUAGCGAAUGAGAAAACAGAAGAUGUGGAUGAUGAAGAUGAAGAACUGGAAGAGGAAGAUGAUGACAGCCUGACAGGGAAGUCGCAGGAUGAAACAGUAUCACCCACCGCAGAGCCCCGAGGAACAUUUGAAGAUGAAGAGGAUGAAGAGCCCACAUCUCUCACCAUGAGCUUUGACCACACCCGAAGGUGUAUUGAGGAGGACGAAGCCGGCUUGUUAGAUUUGGAGCAGAUGCCGAAUUUUGGGAAGGGGCUGGAUCUUCGCAAAGCAGCCGAGGAAGCAUUUGAAGUUAAAGAUGUGUUUAAUUCCACCUUAGACUCUGAGACAAUAAAACAGACUCUGUACAGGCAGGCUAAAAACCAGGCUUAUGCAAUGAUGCUGUCCCUGUCUGAGAACGCUCCCCUCCACACGUCCUCCCAGAGCUCCCUGGGUGCUUGGUUGGACAUGGCAGGAGCAGCUUCAGAGUCGGGGACCUUUAACCCCAUCAACCACCUCUGAGAGGUCACCAAGGCACUGGCCAGAGUCCAAGCGAGGAGGCGGUGGUGCUGCAAUUGUCCUAGCAAAAAUCCUGGCAAGCAGAAGAUGGAUGAGAGGGCCUCAGGGAGUCGUCUGGGCUUUUGGCUGGGAAAGAAACCCGUCGCAUCUGACCUACAACUCCUGAAUUUUUAUCUAUCCACAGUUCUCAUUUCUAAUUUAUCAGAAUGAACCUCUCCAAAACUGGAUAACCCUGAUGCAGCCCUAGGAUUUCACAGUCUAAGAGUAGCAUAAACAAGACAUGAAUUGCAACAGUGCAAUCAAAUAUUGGCCCCUUUAAACAUUACAAGACAGUAUGACCGAGCCAGUAGAGCUUGCCUAUAAAUGAGAGCUUGAAGCCAUUUGGUACCCUACCCUUUCAAUUCAGCUGAAUAAUGGAAUAAUAAGGAAAAAAAAAAAAACAGAGCUGGGUGUGACCCAUCCCUGGUGCAAUUCUGUCACAGUCACUGGAGUUGCACCAAGGAAUGGUAAAUGCAACCCAUUUAAUUGACCUCUAAAAGCACGUGAAAUUCUGUACUCCCACAGAAAUACCAUCCUAUCCUUUGUUCCCAACAAAACAUACCCGCACAGUGCAAAGCCCCUUCACUGGGAGGCCACACUGCGUGCAGUCAUGAUACGCUGUAUGCAGUGUCCCAGCAGAGAAAUCUCCAGCCUGGAGCAUUGCUGAGGUUGGAGGUUUUGAAGUAUCAUGCGAAUACGUGGUUCGUGGUCACAGGCCGUGACCUGGAUGCCCUUCUGCCUGUGCCCGCGCUGCACGGUUGAGAGCGCUUUCCGUCUCUGUUAACACCCGUUAGCUCAAGCUGCUGCUCGGACUCGGAGCGUCCCGAGUGCUGCAGGAGAAGCCGUGCUCAGGGCGUCUGCUGGCGAGUGGGGCGGCAGCGCUCUGCCCCGCUCUGGCCCGAAUGCCCUCCGGACUAAGCUGCUGCAAAUGCUUGGGCUUCUCCCAGGCAGAGAGCUCCUGUGGGUAAACCUGGACCUGGAAAGGUGUAGCUGUGUGUAAGAAAGCAUGUACCGUGGGCAAGUCUGGCCUUACGGGCAAUUUAGAUAGGUCUUCUAAGUUAUCCCCCAGCGUUUUUUUGGAGUGACAGCCUUUCAGUGUUGGUAGGAUCUGGGGAGUGUGGCAGAAACUUCCGACUCCAGCGGUUGGUUGGGUUUGCUGGGUGGUGGUUUAUGCAUAGCACACUGUCAUAAUUUGACCCACAAGUUAAAUAGAUUCAAAUCUUGCUUCAGCAACCUCAGAGGUGCAAGCACUCUGUUCAAACACAUAGCUAAGAACAGUACUGGCUCUCUAAGUUGCUUCAAAGUCUCAUCUUUUUUUUUUUUACUGAUGUAAAGCAGUCUCCAGAAAUACUGUGAUGUUUGUGCUAUUCUACCUUGUAAUAACAAUCUGGGGUUGUAGCAGUGAUUUUACAGAUAAAGCUGAAUUACAGAGUAGUCUGGAAAGGCAGGAGAUCUAUGGCAAAGAACAACAUUGGCUACACAGAUAAAGUUUAUGAUAUGCAUCCUGGGAAUUUUCUAGUUACAGCAUCAUAAAAAUUAAAAAAUGCUGUGGGUUGGAGCACUGCCGCGGCUGGCUCGGAGCGAAGACAGGUACGUCUGCGUCUUGCCCGUUGACGUUCUGCCUCAGCAACUUGCUGGGAGGCCAGAGGUGCUCCGACACUCUGGCUGCGUAAAGAUCUCGUUCAGAGCCGGUGAAGUCGAGAGGAACUUUACGUAUUGAUUUCAGCAUACUUAGUGCUGGGUGUGCUUCUGAUAAGUGGUGUAGCUGGUAGUAGCUGCUUGCCGAACUGGGUUGAUGGCUGAUUUGAGAGCAGCUGCACGCAGCGGUCAGUAUAUAAGCCCGUAAAUGCUGGAGAUGCUCAGCCUCUCUGCCUGCUUCGUAUGAAAAAGAACAGCGGCAGCUGCUGUGCCGGCCCAGUGCGGGGAAACGGAGCACGGAGCUGGAUUCCAGCGUGCUGAAGAAAAGGACGCGGCUACUCAGAUCAGGUGGCGGUUCUGUCGGGAGCGGUAGCCUUUGUCAUUCACGCUCUGCACCGAGAGCGGCCGUGAGGCUGGGUUUUGCCAGCCAGGGGCCUCAGACGGUCCCGGAAGGAAGGCAUUUAGGGUGUCUCUGGUGUACCAGGAGCAAAGGGUAAAUUAGCAGCAUCAGUUUAUUUUCCAGGAAAAAAUACCCAUCCUGUUCGGUUUUCUGCAUCACCCUGUGAAAGUGCCCAAGGCUCGGAGCUCAGCAGUCAGUGAAACCCACACUGCUCCAUGUAUUUGCACAAAGCUCUUGGGUAAAUAGAGCCCAAGAGCCGACAACGUCGCAAGAAACCAGGCUCUGAGAAGGGCUGGACCGUCCCUGUCCCAGCACAUCUCCUCCGCCGCCGCUGCCGCAGCGCAGCCCUGCCCAGGCGCUCGGCCUUUAAAUUAUUCCCACAGGGGCCAACGGAAAAUAAUAAAAGAAUUGUUUCUUUUCCUGAUGGAAUUUAUUUUAAUCUGUAUAUAACUUGUAAUUUUUUGCUAAUUCUUUUCUUAUUUUAUUUCUUCCUUAACAGUAUUUUUUGCAUUAGAUAUCAUGAUUGUGAAGAAAUAAUGUUAAUAUAAGUAUGUAGUGAAGGACCAAACUUGUGUAAUUAAGGUUGUAUGUUGUAUGAUUGAUAGCCAGGGAGUAGGAAGAUUUUGUUCAUGUGCCAAAUGACCCCGAAUAACCCUGCUGUUCUUGCUGCCGCUUUUCCAGACAAUCAUGUUUUGUUACAUUUGCGCUCAGAGGACAGUCGCAGUCGGACGAAGGACUCCAUUUAUUUCCCGCGGCGGUGGGGAAAGAGGAGAGGUCUGGGCCAGAGGCAGCCAGGCCCCCGGGCGCCCUCGCGCAGCAGGACGGGGCAGCGCGCGGGGGAGAGGCGCACGGCCCAGCCGCGGGUAGCCGAGCCGGCCCGGGCACGGCCGGCGGCGGGCGCUCGCGGGGCCGGUGCCAGGGGCUGCCCCGCGCUGCCCGCCCAGGCCGUGCUCGGGGCAGCGGGCCCAGGCCGCCGGGCCCAGGCGGCGGCAGGCCGGCGCGGCGCGGCCCUCGGCUGGCGUCCGGCGGGGCCGGGCCCGGGCCCGGCAGCCUUCCCGCGGGGCUUUGCCUGGCGCCGGCUUGGGUCUUCCCUCGGGUCUCGGCACCACUUUCUGGGCCGCGUUUCCCCAGAAGUCGGGGCGCGAGCGGCGCCGGCCUCCCGCGGGGCCCGGCACCAGCCCCGGCAGCAGCGCGGGCGCCACGCGGGCGGGCGCAGACCAGCCGGGGAGCAAGGACGCGGAGAGCGGGUUUAAAACCAUGACAUUAUGUUCUUCCGUUUUGUCUUUCCUAAUACGGUUUGUUUUCCUCCCGAUUCCUCUAGCUGGUGUCUGUGUUUGUUUUUGGAUCCCGACUCCUCUAAUUUAGCACUGAUUACAAGUUUUAAUUUUUCCACAGUUAAGAUAAAUAAACAGAGGCCUCACUGAAUUCCUAUUUAUCUUGUAGCUCUCGUUCAAUUGCACUUGAAAUGUAUUGCAGCUCAUAGCAGAUGUUUAGUUUUUGUUUUGCUUUUUUGGACAAAGCAAUCCCUUGUUUUGAAGGAUGUUUCCUGAGACAGGCAGUGGAGAGGCUGGGAAGCGCCUGGCCUCCGAGCGCAGCUCUCCCUUGACGUGGGCGCGGGAGCGGCCUGGGCCCUCGGCCCCGGCCGGGCGCGGGGCGACGGUGCGCGAGGACCCCGUGCCGCGCGCGUUGCGCUCAGGAGCCGCUGCUAGCCGUGCGGUGCGCCGAGACGCGCGGUUACAGGGGUUUGAACGUGGCCUGGUGUGUGUUUGAAGGCAGGGGCGCCGGUCCGGGUGUGAUUUAAAGCAAGAAUAUUUGUGCACGGCCUGUUUACUGAAUGCGUUUUCACAUCUCUCAGCCAUUUGCCACAGCAGCUAGGGGAGAGCAGGGGGGAGGCGGUGUCAUUUUUUGUGCCACCAGCCCCAAGCGAAGGAGGUUGUCCGCAGCCGACGCUGCAGAACGGCCUCUGGCUGUCCCAGGCUGCUCAGGGCUGCUGCGGUAGAGCUGCACCACGAAGGGCCCUUGCUUCUCCUGAAAGCUGCCUUUGCCGCAGGUCUGUCCGUGUGAGCUGAUUGCAGAAGACACAGUAAGGCUGACGUGUGCGCUUCUGCUUUGCGUCGCCCCGCGGGACCCGGCGUGCCAGGGCCGGUGGUGGGGCCGGCCGGAGCUCGCGGCGCAGGGCAGCGGCACUGCCCCGGCCCGUGCCGGUGCCGCCGGGAGAGGAGCUGGGUCCCCCGGCACGGCCAGGUGGAGAGCGCCCGCUUUGCUGUUUGACGUACGUGGACGCGUCCGCUGGGCACGCAGUGCUCGGGACGAGUGCUUUAAGCGUACCCCGAGCGCGGCAGCGCGCACCAGCUGGGCCCUGCAGCUCGCGUUGCGGGGGACGGGCUGGCUGCCCAGCCCAGGCAAACCCCGCGGGGUUCGGCAGCAAAACGGGCGCCGAGUUUGCUAAACUGCAUUCCAGGACGAAACGCAAAGCUUGAUUUCUGUCUUGCUACAAACGAACUAGUGGGAUCUUUCGAUUUCUCCCUAAUCAGCACUUAGACUUUCAAUAGACAUUCUUGGAAACUGCUUCUUUCUCGCUCCGUACGAAGCAUUUCUGAAAGCACUUGCACAAUGACGUUAACGUGUUUAGACUCUAAGCAUCAAAGCACUGGACUGUGAGCCCCCUCCCCUCAGCCAGUUUCAAUCUACUGACUUACAUUCAAUUUUUACGUGCUGUAUUUUGUGUGUGUGUGUGUGGUGGGGGAAGGGGGAGCAUCAUGGUGUAGGAACUGCGCGUCGCUGCCUGUUCAGCAUCGGCGGGGAGCGAAGCAGCGUGCUCAGAUCAGUGCUGGCAACAUAAGGGCAAAACCCUCUGCUCCUAGAUGAUGGUCGGUAGUGUUUUCAUAAAGCCAUGAAACUGUUUCUCUGUAGUGUUGAGUGAUACUGUGAUUAAAAUGUUAUUGAAUGAUUCCGAGGUUAUUUUUCUCUUUCUUCUGUCGUUGAUUCUUAUUACCACUUUUGGAAGAAGAAUGAAAAAGAAAGAAAGAAAGAAAAAAAGGCAGCUUUGAUUUCCGGAUGUGCAAUUCACAUGUGAACAAAGUAAUUCUGAAGAUAAUUCUCAAUGUCUUUUACAUUCUCGUUGCUCUCUUCAAAGCAAGAGAUGUUUUGCCCUGAUGUCAUUUCCAGCCUGCAGAAGAUGUAAUUUAAAACAUAUAUAUAUUGUGCUUGCAAGAAUCAUAAAUCUGUGCAUCCUAUGUCAUUCCUUUUCCCAUUGUUACAAUACAGAUUUGAUUUAGUUUUUUUCCUUUAGAACUGUAUAGUGUUUUUUUAAAUCAAUUGUAAAUGUCUGGUUUUCAUAUGAUGUUUAAAAAACAUUGAGAAAGAGGAUGGUGCUUGUUCCAUAUCAUUCUUGAUUGUAUAUUGCUUCUGUUAUGUUUAUAAGUAAACUGUGCAUGACUUGUGUUUAGCAGUCAUUAUUGUGUCUGUUUGUGAAAUUUUUAUUAAAAAGAAAAAAAUUCCGUAGAUGCACUUAUUGUAUAUGUGAUUAGAUUUUGCGUCCAAGGCUAGAAGCCUUGAACUGCCAAGGAAGAAAAAAAAAAGAAAAAGUGAUGGCAGUUAUUAAUUAAUAUGAAAUCGCUUUGUUGGGAGCAUAAUGAAAUAAAAGAUAUGGAGUGUAGAAAAUAAUUAAAAAAAGCGAUUUUACAAAUUUCAUUUUGAUGCUUGUGAUAAAAGACAAAUGUACUUGUGUAGAGAAAUUCCUUUAAAAUAAUGAAUAGAAAAAGCUGAUUUUGAGGUUAAUGCUGUAGAAUAGGAAUGUAUACCAAAUGUAAUCUUUCCAAUGCUACAAUGAAUUUAUACAUGAGAUUGAUAUGCAAUAAACCUGUGUGCUUUUAUAA